Molecule: messenger RNA, 1776 nt
Organism: Neltuma alba
Lineage: Eukaryota; Viridiplantae; Streptophyta; Magnoliopsida; Fabales; Fabaceae
Exons: 9
Coding region: 199-1038 (279 amino acids)
Molecular function (GO): transcription cis-regulatory region binding
Source: RefSeq, a predicted model, not a curated record
AAAGUCCCUUCUCCCCCCACCAAAUUCCCGUCGAUAUUUACCGGAAAAUCUUGCGCGGAAAGUUGGCAUAUUUUGGAGCAUCCAAAAAAUCAAGACACUGUAUAGGCCUGAAAAUCCACUCAUUCUCCGUCCCAGGUACGGAGGAAACCAUCCGGCAGAAGAGGGGACCGGCGUUCAAGUCGUAAGAGAGCGUGACAGAUGAAGUCGGCUACAACAAUUGCUUCCAUUUUCAUCACCUUAAUUACGAUUUCCUUUGAGAUCGUCAACGUUUCUUCAUCGUCGCCUCUCUUACAUGAAAACCAGGUUUAUGAGGAAUCUGCUGGUGGAAGACAUAAUAAACAUGAACAAGAGCAUGCUCAUGAAGUACAUUGCUCAAGAGAAAGAAGUAGGGCGGCUUCAAAAAUAAUUGAGGAGUAUUUGGUGCCAUUCGUCGAACGAGAAAACUAUCAGCUCCCAGAACAGUGCAGACUUCAUCCCGACAAUAAUAUAUUCAGGGAUCAGGAAGAGCAUAAAAUUCACAUAGAUAUAAAUGAGUGGCGGUGUGGAUAUUGUAGGAAAAGCUUCUAUGCUGAAAAAUUUCUUGAUCAGCAUUUUGAUAACAGACACUACAAUCUUCUAAAUGUAAGUCAUGGCAAAUGCUUGGCUGAUUUAUGUGGGGCCUUGCAUUGUGAUGCGGUGAUUUAUACCAAGACCUCUAAAACCAAGUGUAAUCCAGCGGCUGCUGGGAGAAAUCGUCACCUAUGCGAGAGCCUUGCAGAUAGUUGUUUUCCCUUGAAUGGGGGCCCCUCAGCAAGCCGCCUUCAUGAAUUAUUUCUGCACCAAUUUUGUGAUGCUCACACCUGCUCAGGGAAACAGAAACCCUUCGUUAGAGGUGGCAGGAAGCAAAGGAGUAUCUUCUAUUUGGCUGCGGGAGCAUUGACCAUGGUGCUACUUCCUGUGUUUUAUCUUUUUGUUUAUUUGGUACAAAGAGAUAUGAAGAGUAGAACUCAAGAGCUUCGGCGAAUUACAAAAGUGGGCCGAAAAGCAAAACCAUCAUGAUUGGUAUUAUUCAUGCCUUUUAAAUGGUUCCGUUCUGGUCUUGUGCGUGACAAAAUUGGCUGGACUGUUGUAUUAACUUCUAAAUAAUGAGGAAGUUGGCUUCGUUCUUACAAGGAAUUGGCCAAAGAAAAGGUUGGGGGGGGGGGGGUUUGGAAUCUCAGGACUUUAUCAAGUUAUCUUGCGACUCAAAUUAGUUGGGAAGUAAGAUAACCUGAACUUUUGAUGGGUUAAGUUGCAGCUGUGUUGUUUAUUUAUACCCUUUCUGAUCUUUAGGAUUGGUCCUUUGGUCUUGCUUUUUAACCGUUGGUGUACGUCAUUUGAGUUACAUGACCAAACAUAAAUUAGUUGACCUUUAUGAUUUUUAAUCGACUGCCAUAGGUUUAUUCUUGUUAUUACUGUCCACCCAAACAUGUUUCUAUUUGCUGCCUGCAGGGGAGGAAUUGUAGAGAAUUCUGGUUGAGUGUAGCUGAAAGAAAUCAAACAUGGCGUUGGUUUAGCCACUCUUCCUGUGCUGAGUUGUAAUAUAUGUUCUGUUGUUGUAAUGCUGCUUUUCAUUUUUUUUUUUAUGCUCUUUGCAAGUGAAUGAACAUUUGUCUCAUACCUUGUAGUUUUGGAACAGUACUAAUUUAACGUAGAUCAGGGGUUUUUUUUUUUUUUUAACACCUUUAGCAGAAUGAUGCCAUGUAAAAAUGAUUAGGUGCCUUUUUAAGGUCUAUAUACGGUUUUCUUUCUGAAAAA